Molecule: messenger RNA, 1251 nt
Organism: Cyprinodon tularosa
Lineage: Eukaryota; Metazoa; Chordata; Actinopteri; Cyprinodontiformes; Cyprinodontidae
Product: procathepsin L-like
Exons: 8
Coding region: 84-1088 (334 amino acids)
Biological process (GO): immune response
Cellular component (GO): lysosome
Molecular function (GO): cysteine-type endopeptidase activity
Source: RefSeq, a predicted model, not a curated record
UUUCUUUCAAAGGACAGACAGGGGAUUACAUCUGCUGCUUUACUUCUUCGGAAACAGACCAUAAAGAAUAGGAAUCUACAGCAAUGCAGGCUGUAGUUGUGGUGAUGUGUAUGAGUGCAGUCCUCCCAGUCAGCAGUUGGAACCCACAGCUGGAUGAGCACUGGGAGCUGUGGAAGAGCAUUUACAAUAAAACCUAUGAUCAGAAGGAUGAGAUCUUUAGGCGAAUGGUGUGGGAGAAGAACUUGAAGAAGAUUCAGUUCCACAACCUGGAGCACUCCAUGGGGAAACACAGCCACCGCCAGGGCAUGAACCAAUUUGGAGACAUGACCAAUGAAGAGUUUGUUCAGGUCAUGAAUAGCUACCAACCCCAAACUGAGGGAAAGCUUAAGAAGUCUCUAUUUGUGAAGCCCAACUUCCUGGAAGUCCCUAAUGCUGUGGACUGGAGGGAAAAAGGCUACGUCACUCAUGUCAAAAAUCAGGGUCACUGUGGCUCCUGUUGGGCUUUUGGUGCCAUUGGGUCUCUGGAGGGCCAACAGUUCAGGAAAACAGGUCGACUUGUGUCACUGAGUGAGCAGAACCUGAUGGACUGCUCCAGACCCCAAGGCAACAGGGGCUGUGAUGGUGGUUGGAUGGACAUGGCUUUCCAGUAUGUUAAGUCCAAUGGGGGUCUAGACUCAGAGGAAUCCUACCCGUAUGUUGGUAAAGACCAGAUCUGCCAGUAUGACCCCAGGUACAACUCUGUCAACGUCACAGGGAUUAUUGAUAUUUCCAGAGGCAGUGAACGAUCCCUGAUGGAGGCCGUGGCUGCUGUUGGGCCAGUUUCUGUUACCAUUGAUGCUAGUCAGUCUUCUUUUCAGUUUUACCAAUCAGGCGUCUACUAUGAAAAGCUUUGCAGCACCUCCAAGCAUAACCAUGGUGUGGUGGUUGUUGGUUAUGGUUUCCAAAAAACCCGUGAUUCUGUUGAAAACUACUGGAUUGUCAAAAACAGCUGGGGCUCAGGGUGGGGAAACAAUGGCUACAUCUACAUGGCUAAAGACAGAAAGAACAACUGUGGCAUUGCAUCCCAUGCCAGCUAUCCUCUGGUCUGAGAUGUUUUACUCCAAUAUCAUGCAGUGGAGAAAUGGAAAUCAGCUUUAUCCUGACUUCUGCGUUAAUAUGAGCAUUUCCAAAGUUUUAUGACCAGUGAAAAUAGGCUUUUAUGCAAAUACUGUAUAGAUAAGCAUAGUCAUGGGGCUUAAAACAUCUUAAACU